AUGACUGAGCUGGAUCAGUGGAUCGAGAUUUCCAAGCAGUGCAAGUACCUGCCUGAAAAUGAUCUCAAAAAACUCUGCGAACUUGUUUGUGAUAUUCUGAUUGAAGAGUCAAACGUCCAGCCUGUCUCUUGUCCGGUUACUGUUUGCGGUGAUAUUCAUGGACAGUUCUAUGACUUGGAAAAACUCUUUCAGACGGGUGGGCAAGUUCCUGAUACCAAUUAUAUAUUUAUGGGAGAUUUUGUCGACAGAGGACACUAUAGCUUAGAAACCUUUACAAGACUGCUCACCCUUAAAGCAAGAUACCCUGACAGAAUAACAUUGGUCAGAGGAAAUCAUGAAAGCCGGCAAAUCACUCAAAUCUAUGGCUUUUACGAUGAAUGCCUAAACAAAUACGGCAAUGCCAAUGCUUGGAAAUAUUGCUGCAAGGUUUUUGACUUGCUCAAUAUUGCCGCGAUCAUUGACGACCAAGUAUUAUGCGUCCACGGUGGCCUUUCACCUGAUAUCAACACAAUUGACCAAAUUCGAACCAUUGAGCGAAAUCAAGAGAUUCCUUGUAAUGGUCCUUUUUGUGAUCUUGUCUGGUCAGACCCUGAAGAAGUGGACACAUUCACAGUGAGCCCAAGAGGCGCAGGCUGGCUCUUUGGUUCUAAAGUAACUCACGAGUUUAUGCACAUAAACAACCUCGAGUUGAUCUGUCGGGCACAUCAGCUGGUUCAAGAGGGUUUCAAGUAUAGCUUCAAUGAUAAGCUAAUCACCGUCUGGUCGGCACCAAACUACUGCUACCGAUGUGCUAAUGUAGCUGCCAUUUUGGUUUUCAACCAAGCGAAUAACAAAGAGGCUAAAAUAUUUGAUGCCGUGCCUGACACUGAACGUACUGUCCCCAAUCGCAAGUGUCCCUACUUCUUAUGA
Rhagoletis zephyria (snowberry fruit fly) is the source of this 909-nucleotide messenger RNA. Lineage: Eukaryota; Metazoa; Arthropoda; Insecta; Diptera; Tephritidae. The record is from RefSeq and is a predicted model, not a curated record.